Molecule: messenger RNA, 493 nt
Organism: Eurytemora carolleeae
Lineage: Eukaryota; Metazoa; Arthropoda; Copepoda; Calanoida; Temoridae
Product: loricrin
Exons: 4
Cellular component (GO): extracellular region
Molecular function (GO): chitin binding
Source: RefSeq, a predicted model, not a curated record
GGUGGUGGAGGAGGAGGAGGUUCUCUAGAAGAUGCUAUUCCUGGUGUACCCGGUGCUGACUACCCAGUUUAUGCUCAAGUUCCAGAUACUGGUUUCUCUUGUGACGGAAGGUUAGAAGGUGGAAAGUAUGGUGACCCUGCUGCCGAGUGUCAAGUCUUCCAUAUAUGUGCUGCUGCAGAUACAGAGGGGGGGAAACUAACCUACAGUUUCCUCUGCCCUAAUGGAACUAUUUUCAACCAGCAAUACUUUAUUUGUGACUGGUGGUUUAACUAUGAUUGCUCCCUGACAGAGGGUCUCUAUUCCAGGAACGACGAGGUUGCUGCGGAGGCUGCCAGCUAUUCUCCUGGAGAUCAAGGUGGUCAGGGAGGUCAGGGAGGUCAGGGAGGGGGACAAGGAGGUAGCAGAGGUGGUAACCGUGGCGGCUCAGGAGGAAGGCCUUCAGGAGGCGGUUCAGCUCCUUCUGGAUACGGAGCCCCUGGACGAUAGAUCAGUU